Molecule: messenger RNA, 1431 nt
Organism: Tribolium madens (black flour beetle)
Lineage: Eukaryota; Metazoa; Arthropoda; Insecta; Coleoptera; Tenebrionidae
Product: putative gustatory receptor 2a
Exons: 3
Coding region: 189-1340 (383 amino acids)
Biological process (GO): sensory perception of taste
Cellular component (GO): neuronal cell body; membrane; axon
Source: RefSeq, a predicted model, not a curated record
AAAAGUGUAUCGUAAAUAAUGAUUAUUAAUAAUAAUAUGCCGCAACCACAAUAUCAGUUAAGGGCGGUUUCAACUAGCAAAACAGAGUUCUAGUUGGUAAAUAAUUCAUAGCCCAAUUAUUUUCGUAGAAACGACUGUACAAAAGCUCACUUGAAUACAAAUACAAUGUAAAUAAUUCUUGAUUUAAAAUGUGGAGUGAAAAUAUUAUAGAUGUCUUAAAACAUGUGUGGUUCUUGUCUAAGUUAUUCCUCCUAUGUCCGAGAUCAAUAGACGAGAAAAUAAAAUGUCAAGAACGCCGCACUUUUUACAAAAUAUACAAGUACAUAUACAACAUUGUAGCUGUUUUCCUAACAAGUUACAUGGCUUAUAUUACAACAAAUUUGCGAAUUACACAAAAAUUGAGUAUUGUCACGCAGCUUGCCGAUUUAAUAUUUAGUGCAAGUAUAAAUGCUUCAGGUGUGGCAACGGUGUUUUUUUGUUUGUUUUACCAAAACAGGCUUAUUGAAGUUAUAAAUAAAUUGGAUAAAUUAGACAACAAGUUAAAGCACAUGCUAAUAUGGAAGUCAUAUAAACAUACACAAAUUUUCAUCACGUGUGAAUUAUUUUUCUUGAUUUUGAUAUGGAUCUCAUUUUUUCUAAACUUCAUGUUGCAUUGCAAUAACACGACGUGGAGAUGUUUAUACAGAUGGAUUGUGCUGUACACUUUAUCCAAAAUGUCACAAGUUAUGCUAAUCCAGUUUUGCGCGUUUGUUGUUGUCUUGAAGCAGAAGUUUUGUAUUGUCAAUCAAUAUAUAAAACAAGGCUGCAAACUCAACAAUGGACACUACAAGAACUUUUUGAACCAAGUGCAAAUCAUUCACAAUGAAAUAAUUGUUACUCAUAAUGAGAUUCAAACGAUAUAUUCGGUUCCUUUGUUGAUGAAAAUAGCAAGUCAGUUCAUAGGCAUUUUUUGUUCUUUGUAUUUUUGCAUCUUUGGGUAUAUAUACGAUGACGAAAUGGUCAUUCCUCAAAAUUUUCACGAUAUUUUUCUGCCACUAAUUUGUAUACUUACAAAUGCGCUCGAAAUUUUAGUAACAGUAACAGUAUGUGAACUAACGGUUUUGGAAUACAGAAGAAUCAAAAAGUUGCUGUAUAGGAUACCAAUCAGUAAAACCGAUUCAAUUCUGAUAAGAAAUAUUAACUUAUUCUCUUUACAACUGGCACAUCAAAAACUCGAAUUUAGUGCUUGCGGUUUCUUUCUAAUUAAUGGAACACUUUUACACACAAUUGUGGGAGCAGUCACGGUUUAUUUAAUUAUGUUUAUCCAAUUCGACAUAGCAACUGCAACUAAAGAUAAAUAAAUAAAUUAAAUUAUUCAGUCAAGACGAUUAAUAUUUCUUUAUUUUUACUCAUUUAAAGUAUAAAUUUAGAACUAAUAUUCGUCAAAUUUCU